Molecule: messenger RNA, 3177 nt
Organism: Sphaeramia orbicularis (orbiculate cardinalfish)
Lineage: Eukaryota; Metazoa; Chordata; Actinopteri; Kurtiformes; Apogonidae
Gene: itgb6
Product: integrin, beta 6
Exons: 16
Coding region: 236-2584 (782 amino acids)
Biological process (GO): cell-cell adhesion; cell adhesion mediated by integrin; cell-matrix adhesion
Cellular component (GO): focal adhesion; cell surface; integrin alphav-beta6 complex
Molecular function (GO): integrin binding
Source: RefSeq, a predicted model, not a curated record
CAAGCCCACAUGAGCCAAGGAGCAUGGGCAGCAGGGUCACCCUAGCGCCAUGCUUCAUAAAGGGCGCCGUUACAAUAGGUUUUCUGUUACUCUGACUGCUGGGAUACAAUAGGACUGAAUGUACUGGCCUGGUGCUUCUCCGUUUCUCUCCAUUUUUCACUUGAUGACGAGAAGGACAGACUCAGGCGGGACAGCAUGUUAUCAGAGGACGCCCCUGAAGUAACCUCACGGACUAAUGGGGCUUCUACUGCUGAGCCUGCUGCUCCGCUACUGGAUCAACGCCGUGGAGGGAUCAUGUUCAGCUGGCAGCUCUGUGACUUGUGAUGACUGUCUACAGCUCAGUCCUGCCUGUGCCUGGUGCACACAGGAGAAUUUCACAGACUGGUUUUCAGUCAGUGAGAGAUGUGACACACUGGAUGCCUUAUUAGAAAAAGGAUGUGCACGAAACCUGGUGGAAUUCCCUGUUUCCAGUGGGCAAAUCCUACAGGAUCACCCACUGGGGAAGAAGACAAGCAACAAUAACAGCACUCAGAUCUCCCCGCAAAAAAUGACCCUCAAAUUACGGCCAGGCAGCCCUGUGACCUUCCAGGUGAAGAUUCAACACACAGAGGACUAUCCUGUGGACAUCUACUACCUGAUGGACCUGUCAGCAUCCAUGUUUGAUGAUCUGGAGAUGAUCAAGGACCUGGGCUCCACUCUGUCCAAUAAAAUGGCCAGCCUCACUAGUAAAUUCCGCAUGGGCUUUGGCUCUUUUGUGGAGAAACCUGUCCUGCCUUUCAUAAAAAUCACAGAGGAUGAGCUGGCCAAUCCGUGCAGCGGGGUUGGUUCGACGUGUCAGCCAGCGUUUGGCUAUAAACAUGUCUUGUCUUUGACGAGCAGCACUGACAAGUUCAACGAGAUAAUUGCACAACAGCGUGUUUCUGCAAAUGUGGAUGUGCCCGAAUGUGGAUUUGAUGCUGUCAUGCAGGCGGCCGUUUGUGGGGAGAAGAUCGGCUGGAGGAACGAUUCGAUGCGUUUACUGGUGUUUGUCAGUGAUGCUGACUCACACUUUGGGAUGGACAGUAAGAUGGCCGGCAUUGUGAUUCCUAAUGAUGGACAGUGUCAUCUGAACAUCAACAAUGAAUAUUCAAUGUCCACAGUGCAGGAAUAUCCCACUCUUGGUCAGCUGAUUGAUAAGAUUGUGGACAACAAUAUCUUACUGAUAUUUGCUGUGACAAAAGAGCAGAAAAACAACUAUAAGAACUAUGCAAAUCUCAUACCUGGCGCCACAGUUGGAGUCCUGGAGAAAGAUUCGCGGAACAUCCUGGAACUGAUAGUAACAGCGUACAAAGAGUUGCGUUCGGAGAUUGAACUAGAGGUGGUUGGAGACACAGAGGAGCUGCAGAUGUCCUUCACAGCCAUUUGCCCCAAUGGGACUGUGCUUUCUGACAUGAAACGCUGCUCCAACAUCAAACCUGGAGACACAGUUGUGUUCAAUGUAUCUGUGGAGCUCCCAGGAUGCCUGUCGGGUGUUCGGCGUUUCUCCUUUAAACCGUUGGGCUUACAGGACAGUCUGGACGUGGAACUGGAGUCUCUGUGCUCCUGUGACUGUAGGCAGUCGACCAAAGCGAACAGCAGCCUCUGCACUGAGGGUCAGGGGGCUUUCCAGUGUGGCGUGUGUGUGUGUCAGCCGGGUUUCUUGGGAGCUCAAUGUGAAUGCAAUGAGGACAGCGCUUUGUUGAGUAACUGCUUCGCCAGUGAUGAGGCAGAGAUAUGCAGCGGUCAGGGCCAGUGUUACUGCGGACAGUGUGUGUGUCAUACAUCCAGCUUUGGCCUCAUUUACGGACCUUACUGCCAAUGUGACAAUUACUCUUGUGUUCGCUUCCGUGGGGAGCUCUGUGGAGGCCACGGUGUGUGUGACUGCGGGGAGUGUCACUGUCACAGCGGCUGGACCGGGGAAUAUUGUAACUGUAGCGCCAGCACAGAGGCGUGUAUGGCAGAAGACGGCACUCUGUGUAGCGGACGAGGGAAGUGCGAGUGUGGCCAGUGUGUCUGCUCUGUACCCGGAGCAUCUGGGGACAAGUGUGAGAAGUGUCCAACGUGUGGAGACGCCUGUAGCUCUGCAAGGUCCUGUGUAGAGUGCCAUCUGCAAGAAUGGGACGAUGCUGAGUUGUGUGUUCAAAGGUGUGACGCCCCUAAAAUUUCUAUCAACAAAUCAGCAGAUUAUGACAAGAGCCUUUCUAUGCAAUGCACGCUGAUGACAGAGAAUGAGUGCCGGAUCUCAUUUAAUGUGGUAGGAAGUGAGGCGGGGACCACUGCUUACAACCUCCAGAUGUACGGCUGCCCCGAGCCUCCCAAUAUCCCCAUGAUUAUCCUAGGGGUGUCCCUCUCUGUGGUGUGCAUUGGCCUGAUCCUGCUGGCCGUGUGGAAGGUGCUGGUGUCAGUCCACGACCGUAAAGAGGUGGCCAAGUUUGAGGCUGAGAGGGCAAAGGCAAAAUGGCAGUCGGGGACCAACCCUCUGUUCAGGAGUUCAACAUCUACAUUCAAAAAUGUAACUUAUAAAAACACACAGAGAGAAAAGAUUAUAACUAUGGAUCACUACUGAUGGCAACAUGGAGGCAAUGCAAACCACCAUCUGAGUGCACUUAAAUGUGUGUGUGUGUGUGUGUGUGUGUGUGUGUGUGUGUGUGUGUGUGUGUGUGUGUGUGUGUGUGUGUGUGUGUGUGUGUGUGUGAGAGAGAGAGAGAGAGAGAGAGAGAGACAGUAAAUUGACAAAAAUGUGUUUAUUGUAUGAUUCUAUGUCGGGUUCAGAGAUGAAAUAACACAGUAGUCGACACUGUGAAAAGACAGACACUACAUGACGAAUUUGCUGCUGUUGAAGUGCACUGUGUGCUUAAACCUGUGGUACAUUUGCACUGUUGAACACUGCACGUUCCUGUUGCAUGAUUCUGCGAAUUUUUACAAGACAUUGAUGCUACUGUAACAUGCAACAGGGAAAGGAGGAGUCACUACAAGUGGUCUACUACUGAACAAAACCUUGUUAUUUUGUUUUAUUCUAAUGAAUGUAAAUAUAUAAAAUGAUUAUGAUUUUUUUAAGUGUCGUGUUUGUUGUUUUAUUAUGAAGCAAGGCUGUGCCUUGGAUUUUAAUAACUGACUUAUUUUUAGUAGGGUGGCACAUAAAUAAAGUUAUAUAUUGAC